AUGUUGGAUGUCGUCGUUAUUGGUGGAGGCAUAGCGGGCUUCAGUGCCGCUAUUGGGCUAAGAUUGUCAGGUCAUGCCGUCACAUUGCUUGAGAAGGAGGACGAGUUCAAAGAGCUAGGAGCAGGUGUCCAGUUGCUGCCCAAUUUCACGCGCAUAAUGCAGAGUUGGGCCAUUUUGGACCAAAUACGUGAGAGGUCCGACCAGCCUGAGUAUCUGGCUUUCCGCUCCUAUCGAAAUGGCGAUCUUUUGCAAAAUUAUCGCGUCAAUCCAGAUUUUGAACGAACCUACGGUUUCCCAUAUCUCAAUAUACAUCGGUAUGAUCUCUUACUGGUCCUCGUUGCCAAAGCGCAGGACUUGGGUGUUCGAUUGGAAACAGGGAGCGCUGUUUCUCAUCUUGACUUGGCCCAAAGCGCGGUAGUAACCACAAGGGGCCAGUCCUUCCGGGCAGAUCUUCUUGUUGGCGCAGACGGAGAGAGAAGCUUUACUCGCAGCGUCCUUCUCGGUCACCCAUACAAGCCUCAGGCUACCGGAAAACUAGUUUAUCGAUUUACUAUCGACAUUGAAAAAGUACGCGCCGAUCCCAGCCUUCGUGAUUUGGUGGAACCUUCCGCCAUUACAGUCUGGCUUGGCCCGCACAGACACGUGGUCGCUUAUGAAAUAAAGCGUGGUGGUUUGAUGAACAUUGCGCUCACUUGUCCUGACCCUAUUGAAGGAAGAAUGAUACCUGGUCCCCGAAAGGCAGAUAUGAAUGAGUUCAGGGAAAUCUUUGAGGGCUGGGAUCCGCGGUUCAUCAGGCUGCUUAGUAUGGCGACGGAAGCGAGGUUCUGGACGCUGCUGCAGCUUCCACAGGAAAAUCGCAUAUGGAUCGAUGAAGACGCUCACAAUGUCAUCCUGAUUGGAGACGCUGCGCAUGCUAUGACGCCUUACCUGGCCCAAGGUGCUGCACAAGCUGUUGAAGAUGGUGCAUUUCUAGGGCAUCUGUUUGAUGAACAUGCCAUCUUGGGUGACAUCCCAGCUAGGCUAAAGGAGUUUUGCGAGCGCCGGCAAUCCAGGGCUUUCACGGUGCGAAGCAGGGCUCAAAAGGCCGGUGAAAUUUACCAGUUACCGGACGGACCGAAUCAGGAGCUGAGAGAUCGGCAACUACGUGAGGGCCAGCUUGUUGAAGGCUUUCCAAAUCCCUUUGCAGACCCAAUUUUGACGCAUUGGUUAUAUGACUAUGAUGUGGAGGCGGAUGCACAUUCUUGCAAAAUGGUAGAAUAG
Diaporthe amygdali is the source of this 1260-nucleotide messenger RNA. RefSeq names its product FAD/NAD(P)-binding domain-containing protein. The record is from RefSeq and is a predicted model, not a curated record. The transcript is spliced from 3 exons. The coding region runs from base 1 to 1260 and encodes 419 amino acids. Gene Ontology annotation, molecular function: monooxygenase activity; FAD binding. Gene Ontology annotation, biological process: secondary metabolite biosynthetic process. NCBI's taxonomy places the organism in Eukaryota, Fungi, Ascomycota, Sordariomycetes, Diaporthales, Diaporthaceae.